Messenger RNA from Anguilla anguilla (European eel), 750 nucleotides. It is a transcript of the gene s100t, whose product is annotated as S100 calcium binding protein T. The transcript has 3 exons. Gene Ontology annotation, molecular function: calcium ion binding; transition metal ion binding. NCBI's taxonomy places the organism in Eukaryota, Metazoa, Chordata, Actinopteri, Anguilliformes, Anguillidae. Bases 46 to 396 code for a protein of 116 amino acids. The record is from RefSeq and is a predicted model, not a curated record.
CUCGGAUUCUGAAAACACAAGCACAUCACUCCAUCAUCAUCCAGCAUGUCAGGCCCUAUCACUGGCACCAGCACUGGCAAUGAGUCCAGCCUGGAGAACGCCAUGCAGCUCAUGAUCCAGACCUUCCACAAGUACUCCGGGAACGAGGGGGACAAGUACACCCUGAGCAGAGGAGAGCUGAAGGACAUGCUCACCCAGGAGCUGGGGAACUACCUGGGGAAUCCCCAGGAUAAGGACGCGGUGGACAAGGUGAUGGGAGACCUGGAUGCCAACAACGACGGAGAGGUGGACUUCACCGAGUUCAUCAUCCUGGUGGGCGCGCUGACCGUCGCCUGCAAUGACUUCUUCCUGGAGUACAACAAAAAGGAGGAGAAGAACGAGGUGAAGAAGGACUGAGCCCUGGCUACAGCCCCAAAAAAUGCUACAGCGGAAACUAUGGAGGAAGAGGAGGAGGAGGCGGAGGAGCAGGAGGGGACACCUCCUCAUACUUACAAACUGUACUCAUCCACGCACCUGUUCAUUACCAGUGGAGGGGGCAGAGGGGCCUGUAUCUUAAAUCCACACAGAAAUUCUAUGCCUACCACAUAGCACAUGCACUGUGAAAUGGAGUGUUCGCUUGACACAUGCAAUAACGCUCAUUGUUGAAUAUGUGAAUAUGUUUUGACUGUUUAUUUUAAUUAAUUUUGUAACCUUUACCGUUUCAUGAUUACCACAGUUUCCUCCUCGUAAGAAUAAAACCAUGACAUUUAA